CUUUAUGUCUAAAGCUGAUUUUGAUUUAUGCGAACGACAGUAUCAGUGCGAAUACUGUCUAAAAUCGUUCUAUCGACUAGAGCAUAAAGUACGCCAUGUUCGAACACAUACAGGAGAAAAACCGCAUCAGUGUACUUUCCCCCAAUGUGACAAGAGAUUCUCCCGUUCAGAUGAACUAAGUCGACAUUAUCGUAUACAUACUUCACCCCCCACAAUCUUACUUCAAAGACGUCGAAAAAUUCGUCGAUUGAGCUCAAAUAAAUGCCGAUCUAUGGAUGAUGAAGAGGCUUAUUUGAAGCAACAACAGCAUUGUUCCAUUCUUCGUUUUUUACCUUCUUCAAGUGAACAAGGCACACAGAUAAUGACUAGGAAUCGAAGUAGUCCUUACCGACAAUCUACCAACGCCACUCUUCAUCACUGUCCUGCAGUCAAUUGCUCUAAAUCCUUUUGGAGAAAAGGACAAUUGAUUCGUCAUUUUCAAAAGCAUCAUCCAGAUCAUCACGAAGAACAACAACCACCGUCACCCUCCAGCAGUAGUCAAAGCUCAGACGAUAAUUCAGCAUCUUGGUCGCCAUUGGAAAUGCAUGUUUAUUUACCCCCUCUGGAUACAAAGUUAACACAACCUGUCAUGUGGGAUAAUCAACCCUGUCGGUUACCUUCCAUCAAAGACUUACUGCAGUCCGAAAAUGCAUUUUUUUAGCUCCCUUUUGUGUGUAAAGUAAAUUUCGCCUUAUAACAUCCCUUUUUUAUAUACAUGUAAAUACAACAAUGAAUUCUUGUUUAUACAAUGAUUCUAGCCUUUAUGUAAACCCCCU
Rhizopus microsporus ATCC 52813 is the source of this 815-nucleotide messenger RNA. RefSeq lists its product as uncharacterized. Gene Ontology annotation, molecular function: RNA polymerase II cis-regulatory region sequence-specific DNA binding. Bases 5 to 700 code for a protein of 231 amino acids. Gene Ontology annotation, cellular component: cytoplasm; nucleus. The transcript has a single exon. NCBI's taxonomy places the organism in Eukaryota, Fungi, Mucoromycota, Mucoromycetes, Mucorales, Rhizopodaceae. The record is from RefSeq and is a predicted model, not a curated record.